AUGGAGCUUGAAUUAGGACUCAAAAUCACUAAAACAAGAGAUAACAUUACUUCCAUCUCUCAGUAUCAGUUAGCCAAGGAUCGAACAAGACCGGUUUUUGAGUCUAGAGAAACAAACACCAUGUUCAUCCUCAUUGCUCAUCUUAAAGGUUAUAAGAGGAAUAAUAUUGACAUAAAGAUUAGUGAAGAUGGUAGUAAGAUAUCAAUUAGUGGAGAGAAGCCAAUUCAGGAAAUGAUGAUGAUGGGGUGGGUAAUGCUCAAGAAAGAUGUUGAGAUUACACAGUUCAAUAAGGCCUUCAAAAUUCCUGAAGGGGUGGUUUUGGAUCGGAUCAAAGCGAAGUUUGAUGAAGAGGAAUCGAUGAAGAUUGUAAUGCCGAAAUCUUUGAAAGGGAUUUGUGGGGCUAGGAUUGAAGAGGUCAAGGAAGAUGAAUCUGAUGGAGGGAGAUCAGAAUUAGAGAAAAGUGAAGCUGAUCACAUUUUCAACAGCAUUGGGGAGACACGUGAAAGGGGAUUCAGAGAGCGUGAAGUUCAUGAAAUGGAGGACAGUGAAAGUGUUAUGGAGAAGGAAGAAGUGUAA
Molecule: messenger RNA, 576 nt
Organism: Arachis stenosperma
Lineage: Eukaryota; Viridiplantae; Streptophyta; Magnoliopsida; Fabales; Fabaceae
Exons: 2
Coding region: 1-576 (191 amino acids)
Source: RefSeq, a predicted model, not a curated record